UGCCCCACACUUCAUAAGCCUGAUGAUCUGCGCACCUUGGAUCCAAGGGAUAGUCCUCAUCUGCUUGGCCUUGUCCGUCUCCGUCUCCAUGCUGACGCUGCCGCUAUUGAAGAACUGACCAAAGACCUUGUUCGGCCAGCCUCGUCUCGCAGUAAAUUGGCGAAUUCAAAAGCACUAUUGGCUAAUGCUAAGGAAGAGGAGAUAAAUGACGAUGCUCUCGUUCUUUUAUACCAUCAAGCGCAGGCAAAGCGGGACCGGAUUAUCAAAGCAGCUCGACUGUUUCUCGAUAGCCUGACAGCUUCCGAAAGAUGGGCAGGAUUUUGUCCAGGUGUGUCAGCAUAA
Messenger RNA from Protopolystoma xenopodis, 342 nucleotides. The record is from the annotation of a GenBank genome assembly. NCBI's taxonomy places the organism in Eukaryota, Metazoa, Platyhelminthes, Monogenea, Polystomatidea, Polystomatidae.